Molecule: messenger RNA, 1653 nt
Organism: Tripterygium wilfordii
Lineage: Eukaryota; Viridiplantae; Streptophyta; Magnoliopsida; Celastrales; Celastraceae
Product: beta-amyrin 11-oxidase-like
Exons: 8
Coding region: 38-1498 (486 amino acids)
Biological process (GO): brassinosteroid biosynthetic process; sterol metabolic process; brassinosteroid homeostasis
Cellular component (GO): endoplasmic reticulum
Molecular function (GO): iron ion binding; ent-kaurenoic acid monooxygenase activity; heme binding
Source: RefSeq, a predicted model, not a curated record
CUUCUUUCAUCAGACACAAGAAAGAGAGUGUGAGGAGAUGGCAGAUAUCUUAGAAUUGGUCCUUGUAACCGCUGUUGCUGCUUACUAUGUGAUCUGGUUCCUCAAGAGAGCAAAUGAAUGGUAUUUCUGUUCAAAUAAGAAGAAUCUGCCUCCAGGAGACAUGGGAUGGCCUGUCCUUGGAAACAUGAUUCCCUUCUUGAAAGCCUUCAAAUCUGCUAAUCCUGCACCUUUCCAUGACGACUUGAUUAAAAGGUAUGGAAAAACAGGUAUAUACAAGAGUCACCUGUUUGGAAGUCCAAUAAUCAUCGUCUCUCAGGCUGACUUAUCAAAGGCGAUCUUAACGGAUGACAAAAAUUUCGGACUCUCUUAUCCAAAUAUGAAGGAGCUUUUGGGAAAGAGGUCAAUUUCUAAUCUAGAUGGAGACGAACAUAAACGUUUACGCCGGCUAACAACUGCUCCGAUCAACGGAGUAAAGGCGCUGUCUGGUUAUAUUGAGCUUAUUGAGCAGGUGUUCAUGGCUUCACUGGACGAAAUGGCAAGCAUGAACAAGCCUGUAGAGCUCUUCAGUGAAUUGAAGCUUGCGGGAUUCAAGGUUGCAACCAAUAUCUUCUUUGGACCACAAGGUUAUUCGGUUCUUGAACCAUUGACAAAGUUGUUUGGUUACAUCACUACCGCUUGCUUGGCUCGAAAGAUUAACAUCCCUGGAUUUCCAUACUAUAAGGCUCUCAAGGCCCGACAUAAGAUGGUGGAGAUUGUCGAUGCUACCAUUGAAGACAGGAAGGUGAAAAUUAAAAAUAUGGAGUCUCAUGAGGAAAAGAAAUGCAUGUUGGAUUUACUGCUAGAACUUGAAAGUGAAGACGGUGAAAAAAUGGACAAUGAGACUAUGAUUGAUUUACUUUCUGUAUUGGUCUUUGGUGGCCAUGAAUCUACGGCAGUCAUCACGAUGUGGCUAAUGAUACAUCUUCACGAUAAUCCAGAAAUCUUACAAAAGGUUAAGGAAGAACAAGAGUAUAUCAUAGCGAAACGACCACCGACACAACAAGGUUUAACCAUGUCGGAGAUCAAAGAAAUGGUUUACACCGCCAAGGUAAUUCAAGAAGUACUACGCUUGUCUACUCUUGGAGUUGGAGCUUUUCGUUAUUCAAAAGCCGAUGUUGAGAUGAACGGAUACACCAUACCCAAAGGAUGGAAAAUUUUGGUCAUGUACAAAGUCGUUCAAAUGGAUCCAGAAAAUUUUCCCAACCCAAAAUCAUUCGAUCCUUCAAGAUGGGACGACCACAAUAAAAAUCUGAAAGCCGGAACUUACACACCAUUUGGACUUGGGAGUAGGAUUUGCCCAGGAAAUGAACUAGCCAAGACCAAACUCAUCGUUUUUCUUCACUGCUUUCUGCCUCACUACAAGCUGGAGCGAAUUAAUCCAAAGUGCCGUGUUGUGUCCUUUCCAAAUCCAAGGCCUACAGACAACUAUCUCGUCAAAAUCACAAAACUCCCAAAAUAAUAAUCAGUGGAAGAAAGAAAAUAUAUGUGCUCCACUUGGGACUUGAAUAAUUGUGUGAUAAAGUAUUUGAUGUUGGUUCAAUUAUUGUAGGCAAGCACUAUAUCAUAUGUGGAAUUAUGAAUCCAUCGAUCAAUAUAUUUACCGUUUGGUGUCAA